Molecule: messenger RNA, 4217 nt
Organism: Stegastes partitus (bicolor damselfish)
Lineage: Eukaryota; Metazoa; Chordata; Actinopteri; Pomacentridae
Product: zinc metalloproteinase-disintegrin-like 2d
Exons: 22
Coding region: 25-2556 (843 amino acids)
Biological process (GO): proteolysis; inflammatory response; regulation of cell-cell adhesion
Molecular function (GO): metalloendopeptidase activity; cell adhesion molecule binding
Source: RefSeq, a predicted model, not a curated record
CAGCGGCGGCGGCGGCGGAGCAUCAUGACGGGAACCGGAGCGGUGACGGUGCUGCUGGGCUGCGCUUGUGUGGCGCUCAGCUCUGCCUUGUUGCCUCACGUGGAGCGAUACGAGGUGGUUCGACCUCGCAGACACCAGCAGAGACACAGGAGGAGCCUGCAGGACGACCAGUUUUAUCCCGACACCGUUCGGUACGAGUUGACCAUCGAGGGGAGAAACCGCACGAUUCAUCUGGAAAAAAACUGGAAUCUCAUUGGGAGAGACUACACGGAAACACGAUAUUCAGAGGAUGGAAGACGAGAGAUGACAUCGCCGAAGGAGGACCACUGCUACUACCACGGGCGGGUGGAAGGCGAGGCCGAGUCCUCGGUCAGCGUGGGGAUCUGUUCCGGCAUUAGCGGCUUCGUGAGAACUCAGCAGCGGGUUUAUCUGAUAGAACCUCUGGAACGAACCGACGACGGGGAGCAUGCGGUUUACAGACGGGAGCAUCUGAAGGUCAGCGGCGGCGUGGCCUGUGGAUCAUCCAACGGCAGCACCAUGUACGACCAGGACCAGGACCAGGACCUGGACCAGGACCAGGAUCUGGGCCCGCGGCUCGCCGGCCUCUUCAGGUCCAGAUCAUGGAAAACUAAACCAGUGGCGGGUCCAGAGCGGUUUGUGGAGCUCUUCGUGGUUGUGGACAAUGCCGAAUACAAACGCUAUGGAAGCGAGACUAAACCUCGUAUCCUGGGAGCUGUAAAUCACAUCGACAAGCUGUAUCGACCUCUCAACAUCCGCAUCAUGCUGGUGGGUUUGGAGAUCUGGACGUACAAAGACUUCAUCGACGUCCACGUCAACUCAGAAAUCGCCCUGGACAACUUCCUGGUGUGGCGUCAGGCCGACCUUCUGCGCAGGAAGGAGCACGACAACGCUCAGUUUGUCACCGGCAAAGACUUCGACGGAGACACGGUCGGACUCGCAAACAAGUUCGCCAUGUGCACCGAAAACUCAGGCGGAGUCAACCAGGAUCACCACGACAACCCCAUCGGCCUCGCCUCCACCAUCGCUCACGAGAUGGGACACAACUUUGGUCUUUCCCACGAUGCAGCGGGAUGCGUUUGUGGUCCUUACAGCAGCGGCAACUGUGUGAUGGCAGAAAAACUCCGGACGGGAAGCGCGGCGUUUCCGGAGUUCUUCAGCGGCUGCAGCGUGGAUCAGCUGGCCGAGUUCAUGGAGCGAGCUCAACCCAGCUGCCUGCACCGGCCGGCCUCGGUGCGGACCCUCGCCGUGGGCCCUCGCUGUGGGAACGCCCUGCUGGACCCCGGAGAGGACUGCGACUGCGGCACCGUGGAGGAAUGUACCAACCCGUGUUGUGAUGCGUCCACCUGCCGGCUGACUGAAGGCUCUCAGUGCGCUCAUGGACAGUGCUGCGACAGCUGCCAGCUGAAGGCGUCCGGCAGCGUCUGCAGGAAGUCGGCCAGCGACUGCGACCUGCCUGAAUACUGCACCGGAGAGUCCAGCGAGUGUCCCGAGGACAGCUUCGAGAUGAACGGCAAACCCUGCUACAGCCACCGCCAGGGCUUCUGCUACAACGGACGCUGCCCGACCCGGGAGCAGCACUGCUGGAGGCUGUUUGGACCAGGAGCCAAAGAUGCACCAGAUAUCUGCUACAACCUCAACAAACGGGGCGAAGAAGGUGCAAACUGUGGGAAAAGCAAGUUCGGCUUCACUCGCUGUGCUGAAGUGGAUCUAAAGUGCGGCUCGAUAUUCUGCGAAGGCGGCGGCGAGUCCAUCAGCGGUAAACGAGCCGCUUACACCGUGUUCGGCCGAGAAUGUAAGCUGGCCGUGGAGGACGACAAGAGCAGGAACAUCGACAUGGUGCCCAAAGGAGCCGCAUGUGGACCCAACAAGGUUUGCCUCAACAACAAAUGUGUGGAUGUUUCUGUUUAUGGGAAAAAGGAGGAUUGUUCCAAGAAAUGCAACAGCAACGGGCUUAAUUUUAAGAGCCACUCAAAGAUAAAAGGGCAUAAAUUGUGCAUGAACAGGGUUGUAACUGCUGUUCUGUUCCCUGCAGGUCAGAGUGGGAUCAUCGCUGGUGUUUGUGCAGCUCUGUCCAUCGUGCUGCUUAUCACUCUGGUGGUCGCAGGACUCACCUGCUGCAAGAAGGACAACAUGGACAACUACACCUCCAAAAGGAAAGUGCAUUCAGCUCCAGACAAGCUAAACCCGAUGUUCCAGGAGGGCGGCGUUAAAGACAGACCUCAGAUCAGUCAGCCCACCUUCAUGGAGUCGACGGCGACGCAGGCCUGCAGUCCUCUGGUGGUCACCGCGACUCCCUGCAGACCUGCUCCUCAGCCUCCAAAGAAAGCGUCUCUGGUGUCGACGGAAACUGAGCCGAUCAAACCUCUACCUCCAUCUAAACCUCUACCGGCACUGGAUAAAACACAGUACAAAGCAGCCAGAUCCAGCCCUCCUCCCGUACCUCCGGUCAAACCCAGCCCUCGUCCAGCCGCCAGAUUCAAACCCGCGACUCCUCCUCAGCCUCCAGCGAAGCCUCAAGUCUUCAGGCUCACAUGAAACUCUCUUUAAGACUUCCAGCUUCUACCAAAGCGUUCGGCGUGUACAUACAGACAGAGACGAAUCCUCGGCAGCCUCUUCUGGUUGAGUCACGGAGGCCGGAGAGUUUGGAAGAGUUCCCUCUUCAGGAGGUUGCUCAGAGCGAAGCUUCACCGAAUGACAACGUUCAAAGACACGAGACCAACGGCUGCACGGCUGCUGUGGAAAAGUGAUUAUUCUGGUGCAGUUGUGAUCAUUCUGAGUUUGUAAACUGUCCUUUUGCUCACUUUUUGUCGCAUUGCACUUUUUUAAGACGCUCAAAUGAAAAUGUUGUGAAGUAUUUAUUUAAUGUUUAUAUCAGGGACUGUAUGAAAACUGUUAGUGGGAAAGGCGGGGCAGGUUUAUCUAGAUUUAUAGUUUAAUUUAGCUUUACAUCGAGCUGCCUAAAGCUUGACUAACACGUUAACAUCGUACGCCGUGCUACGUGUGGAGAUUUUUCUUGUACUUUAAACAAACCAGAGAGUAAGAGUUUAGUAACAUAAUAUAAUGCAGGCUUGAGCAGAUGAAAUUACGUCAGUCAAAUCACACUGACCUUACAAAUGCAUCUUAGCAGCAGCUUUUACCGGUAAAAGUGUCGAAAAUGUCACCGUACGCCUUAGACGACCUGUCUAGCUUGUAAUCAUAGUGGAGUGUUUGGCUGAUAUUUCCCUCAGGAGGUGGUGGAGACCAAAAACAGAGCAAAUAUAGGCAGAAUAUUGGACUUAGACUGGAAGCUGGACACAACUCCAAUUGAAAGCUGAACUGCUGAAUUGCAAAUAAUAACAAGUUUCUGCAGCCAAGAAGUGUCCAAAACAUCUGUAACUGCAGCUUUAAGCUUCUCUAGUUAAUGCUAGAGCGUUGGACUUUUGCACAUCAAUGUACAGCCGUUACAUUUCAGCCAUAAAAGUUCACACAAUGCUGAUGGAACACAAUCAGCUGCAGGUUAAUCCGUCCGUAUUUAGCAGUGAACUGGAGUUUUGAUCUGGUUUCAUUUCCGCGCUGGUCCAACGGUAAUAACUGCAACUCUGAUGCUCCAGAUUUAAAAAGAAAUUUAGCGUCAGUCUAAAAAAAGAAAGCUCACACGAUUUGUGUGAGAAGGUUGUGAAACUAUUGCAGAAGUCCUUGUUCAAAACCAACAGUUACAUUAUUGUGUAAUACUAGAGGGAGGGUUUUCUAAGACAAGAGGAGAGUCCUUUAAAAACCUUUUUUGAGUUUUCAUACAGUCCCUAAACUGUGUCUAAGGCCAGUCCGUGCCUUCUAAAAGGUCAUUUCUUUACACUUUACUUGAAAUCCUCUGAUUGGUACAUCGCUGUGGGAGCCUCAGCACACUUCAGAUGACCAGUGUGUUGCUCUGGUUCAGCCUGAACCAAUUCUUCUUUGUUUGUUUUCAGUCCCAGGAGGGUGUGUGACUGAGCCUCGAGGAGCCGUUACUUGUUUUUAUCUCACUGCACUGAUAUGUUUCUGGGGCAAAAGUCAGGGGGUUUAAUACCUCGCAGGUUCAAUAGUAAAUCAGUGGUUUAUUACAAAAACACAAUUUGGCAUAUUAAAAAGCCUGUUUUUACAUUUACUACCAAUGACUGAUUGAUUGUUAAACCUUUUUGUGUUGCAUCGAAUAAAGUGCACUUUAUUUCAACAGUACAUUA